Miscanthus lutarioriparius is the source of this 912-nucleotide messenger RNA. The record is from the annotation of a GenBank genome assembly. Lineage: Eukaryota; Viridiplantae; Streptophyta; Magnoliopsida; Poales; Poaceae.
AUGAUUAGCAGCAAAUGCCACCUUGGGUAUCUAGAGUUGAACUAUAGUGCAAGUGCACAUACAAUAGGGAUAGGUGGUGGUGAGGCAGAGCAGCAGCCACAACAGAGUGUGACCGAGGAGGUAUUGGAAAAGCUCUGCCCUCCAACUUGCCUAGAGAAUCUUCAUGUGAUAGGAGGAUACCUUAGUCGCCAGCUACCAAACUGGAUGUGUGCUCCAAAAUCGGCGGACUUUAAGAGCCUGAGGUAUUUGAGGCUAGAGAACCUGCCUUGCUGCACCCAGCUUCCUGAUGGUCUAUGCUGCCUCCCAUGUUUGGAAUUACUGAACAUCAUAGAUGCACCAGCCAUCAAGCGUGUUGGCCCCCAAUUCAUGGCGUCAUCCACCUUGGCAGCUGAAGUUUCCACUACCACUACAUCUGCACUGUUUCCGAAACUGAGAGAGCUAUAUCUGGUUGGGCUAUGUGAGUGGGAAGAAUGGGAAUGGAAUGACCAAACUGCAAGCUGUCUUCCACCAGGCCUCGCCAGCAGCAAGAGGCAUUCUCUUAGAAAACUAGACCUGUACAAGCUCACCAGCCUGACACAUGUGGAGAAAUUCCCUUCAGUAGUGAAACUUGAUGUGUUUGACUGCCCUGAGCUGAAGAGCAUCAGCAGCCUUCCCAUGUUGCAAAAGAUUAUGAUCGUUCGCUGCACAAUGCUGGAGGUUCUAGAAGAUGUCCCAGCACUCGACAGCCUUGUACUGGAGGACACCAGUACCACCAUGGACAUGCUUCCAGAAUACCUGCGAGCUGUGAACCCAAGGUAUCUUGAUAUGGCUUGCAAUAAGAAGCUACGUGAAUCCUCCUUGUCACCUGGUAGCUCUGAAUGGAACAAGAUUAGCCACAUUAGAAAACACAACAUUGUCUGCAUCAGAGAUUGA